UCACCGGCAAACAAAAUAGAGAAAACAGAACGUUCGCCGAUAUUGCGACUCAUUUGCAGUGCGAACUCCGAAAAUGGCUGAUCGUCCGUGUGCUGGAAACCUGCUCCGCAUCGCCGGAGCCGUAAUCCUGCCCAAUCUGGGUGGGAUCUACAAUGGGCGGCUGACCAGGCAGAACCUACAGAACUGGUACGCGAACCUCAAGUUCCCGUCCUUCAAGCCGCCCAACGCGGUCUUUGCCCCGAUGUGGAUCUCCCUGUACGCGGGAAUGGGCUACGGAUCCUACCUGGUGUGGCGCGAUGGCGGGGGAUUCUCAGGCGAGGCGGCCAAACUGCCCCUCAUCGCCUACGGCACCCAGCUGGCACUCAACUGGGCCUGGACGCCCAUCUUCUUCGGGCAGCACAACAUCAAGGGCGCGCUCAUCGACAUAGUCGCCCUCACGGCCACGGCUGGUGCCUGUGGUGUCCUGUUCUACAGGGUCAACAAGACCGCCGGACUGCUCUUUGUGCCCUACCUAGCCUGGCUGGGAUUCGCCACGGCCCUUAACUACGCCAUCUGGAAGCUGAAUCCCGAGGAGAAGAAGCCCCUGGAGGAGGAGAAGCCCUCCGGCAGUGCUCACGCCAAGGCCAAUUAGGGCCCGGAAGGCCCUAAAUCCAUUAGUUUUAAGUUUUUUCGCACAAUGCGUCACGGGAUUACAACUUAUCGAACCAGGGCUGGCCAUUAUGGAUAAGAUAUCGUUACAAAGUGCCUCAAGUGAGCGGUAAAUUCAAAGUAUGUUAUCUCUAACUAAAGAAUUCCAAAUUAUAUGCAUGUUACUUACAAAAGGUUAAA
Messenger RNA from Drosophila subpulchrella, 828 nucleotides. RefSeq names its product translocator protein. Lineage: Eukaryota; Metazoa; Arthropoda; Insecta; Diptera; Drosophilidae. The record is from RefSeq and is a predicted model, not a curated record. Gene Ontology annotation, cellular component: mitochondrial outer membrane. The coding region runs from base 74 to 631 and encodes 185 amino acids. The transcript has 2 exons.